GGUUUCGACAGCCUAGAAGGAACAAAACGGCAUUUCCGGAAAGAUGGCGGCGCACAAGUCAGGUUUGGCACAUGUUUCCGAGGAGAGGACCCCUCAUUGACGGAUGAUAUCACCUCUUCUUCUCUGGUGAGAGUCUGAGGAUAGAGACCUUUUUCUCACCAUGAAUGUCACCCCAGAGGUCAAGAGUCGUGGGAUGAAGUUUGCUGAGGAGCAGUUGUUAAAGCAUGGAUGGACUCAAGGCAAAGGCCUCGGCCGGAAGGAGAAUGGUAUCACCCAGGCUCUCAGGGUGACACUGAAGCAAGACACUCAUGGGGUGGGACACGACCCUGCCAAGGAGUUCACAAACCACUGGUGGAAUGAGCUCUUCAACAAGACUGCGGCCAACUUGGUAGUGGAAACUGGGCAGGAUGGAGUACAGAUAAGGAGCCUUUCUAAGGAGACCACCCGUUACAAUCAUCCCAAGCCCAACUUGCUGUAUCAGAAGUUUGUGAAGAUGGCCACGUUGACUUCAAGUGGAGAGAAGCCACACAAAGACUUGGAGAGCUGCAGUGAUGAUGACAACCAGGGGCCCAAGUCCCCAAAGAUUCUGACUGAUGAGAUGCUGCUCCAAGCCUGUGAAGGGCGAACAGCACAUAAGGCUGCCCGUCUUGGGAUCACAAUGAAGGCCAAGCUUGCUCGCCUAGAGGCCCAGGAGCAGGCCUUCCUGGCUCGUCUCAAAGGCCAGGACCCUGGGGCCCCUCAACCGCAGUCAGAGAGCAAGCCCCCCCAAAAAAAGAAAAAGAAAAGGAAGCAGAAAGAGGAGGAAGAAGCUACAGCAUCUGAAAGGAAUGAUGCACAUGAAAAGCACCCAGAACACGCUGAGCAGAACAUCAGAAAAAGCAAGAAGAAGAAAAGGCGACAUCAAGAAGGAAAGGUCUCAGAUGAAAGAGAGGGUACAACUAAAGGGAAUGAGGAGGAGGAUGCCGCAGGAACAAGUGGGCUUGGGGAAUUGAAUAGCAGAGAGCAAGCCCAUCAGUCCCUCAGGAAAGUGAAGAAAAAGAAGAGGUGGCACCAUGAAGAGGAGAAGAUGGGGGUCUUGGAGGAAGGAGGAAAAGGCGAGGAGGCUGCAGGCAGUGUCAGGACAGAGGAGGUAAAGAGCAGAGCGUGCGCUGACCCAUGCAGCCGAAGAAAAAAGAGGCAGCAACAGGAGGAGGACUUGAACCUAGAAGAUGGAGAUGAGGAAACUUUUAGGUGGUGGAACCAGGGAAGCAGAGAGCAGAACAUGCAGUGAUUGGAGAAGCAAGAAGAAAAGGCAGCAGCAUGAAGAGGAGGAGGACAUCUUGGAUGUAAAGGAUGAGGAGGAUGGCGGGGCUAGGGAAGCAGAGAGCGGAGCACACACUGGCUCAAGCAGCAGAGGUAAGAGGAAGAGGCAGCAGCAUGCCAGGAAGGAAAGAGCUGAACUCAGCAUCAGCCAGAAAGCCAAAAAGAAGAAACAGAAGAGAGACUAAAGGUCUGGUCAAGGUGGGGCUCCAUUGAUUGAUUUUCAGGAGUUGAAGCCUCGAAGACCAGGGUUGAUGCAGGUCUGCAGGUCUUCUGCACCCCCACUCAAUGAGGAGUCCCUCCCAGAAAGGAAACUGAUCUCUGGGACGUCAGCUGCUGAGAGGAGCAGGCGGUAGUACCAACCCUUAGUUGAGGGAGUCAGCAUAGUCCCCUCUGCAGCUUCUAACCCAGGAUCAUAAACUCAGGUGCCUAGAGAAGCCAGGCAGCUAAAGGAUAAGGAAUGCUGGGGGCUGUGGGAACAGGAAUGCUGAUACCCUUUGAAGGAGCAUUCCUGCUAAAAUUAAAAGAAGCUGAAAAUGUA
Molecule: messenger RNA, 1840 nt
Organism: Macaca mulatta (Rhesus monkey)
Lineage: Eukaryota; Metazoa; Chordata; Mammalia; Primates; Cercopithecidae
Gene: GPATCH4
Product: G-patch domain containing 4
Cellular component (GO): nucleolus
Molecular function (GO): nucleic acid binding
Source: RefSeq, a predicted model, not a curated record